Messenger RNA from Linum tenue, 1144 nucleotides. The record is from the annotation of a GenBank genome assembly. NCBI's taxonomy places the organism in Eukaryota, Viridiplantae, Streptophyta, Magnoliopsida, Malpighiales, Linaceae.
AGCAGACCUUGAGCCCAAGAGGUCUCUUUUUCUAUGUAAAACCAAAAAAUUCGUAGGGGUUGGGAGAGGAAAAUUCAUUUGUUCUGUGCCACUAAGAAAGUAGAGAGAGAAGGAAGAGAGAGAUAAGGAGAGGCGGUUCAUUUGGUUUUCGAAGAGAAAAAAAGUCGCCUCUGCUCUAUAUAGGAAGAAUAAAUCUCCCCGAUCUCUCUCUAUCUCUAUCUCGUCCUCCGCCUUGUAACCGGUUCCCUUUCUUCCCGAACCCAGAUUCGUCAAGCUUCCUUCCGUUACUCAGCAUUUGAAGGCUUAUUCUGCACAAGGGCAUUGUAUUGGUUCUGCUCUACUCAUUCAAUCCAAGGUUCAUGUCUGAGUUUGACAAUCAGAUUCCAUCUGCAUUUGACCCUUUUGCUGAUGCAAAUGCUGAGGACUCUGGUGCGGGUACAAAAGAGUACGUUCAUGUGCGCAUACAGCAGCGAAAUGGGAGGAAAAGCCUGACUACUGUGCAAGGGUUGAAGAAAGAGUUCAGCUACAACAAGAUACUCAAGGACUUGAAGAAGGAGUUCUGCUGUAAUGGUACAGUCGUCCAGGACCCUGAGUUAGGCCAGGUCAUUCAGCUUCAGGGCGAUCAGAGGAAGAACGUCUCCACAUUCCUUGUGCAGGCUGGGAUUGUUAAGAAGGAGAACAUCAAGAUCCAUGGUUUCUAAAAGUUGCAAGAUAAGCGAGAUCUUGUUAUCUACCUAGUAGACUUUCAAGUUGUUUAGAAGGAAAAGGGUGAAGAAUCUCACAUGUGUGGGACAGUUGGGACGGAUUGAAAGUUUGGGGGAUAUCAGUACUGUCUGGAAUUUGUUUGCUUUUUAAGUUUGUGCUGUGUGGCUGUCUUAAAUCGUCAGCAAGUGAAAACUAGUUUUUGGUUGUGGUGGUGUUAUAUGUGUCUUCAGACUUGCUGGAUGUUUUAUGGAGUGCCGUCAUUGCUCACUGAUUGGUUCCCAGAAUAAAAAAUGGUGGUCUCGUAAUCCCUGUCUAGCUGUAUCGAUUGGUCAUUGUGGUCCGAUCGUGCUUUUAAGUUUUAACCCGGUUUUCGCAUCGCUCUCCUUGUUUUGAUAUUUGAUCUUGGAAUGCCACUAGAAAAUAAUUGAUCAUCCUUUUC